Molecule: messenger RNA, 917 nt
Organism: Enhydra lutris kenyoni (northern sea otter)
Lineage: Eukaryota; Metazoa; Chordata; Mammalia; Carnivora; Mustelidae
Product: lysozyme like 6
Exons: 5
Coding region: 196-642 (148 amino acids)
Biological process (GO): fusion of sperm to egg plasma membrane involved in single fertilization
Cellular component (GO): sperm flagellum; acrosomal vesicle
Molecular function (GO): lysozyme activity
Source: RefSeq, a predicted model, not a curated record
UGGGCAGGGUUAGGGUAUAGCUCAUGUGGAAGAGACUCUGUGCUACUGACUCCGGAGGAAAGCCCUGGCCUGUCUGGGACCUGGGGUUGGAGAAGGCUAGGAGAGAGAUUCCUCAGCAGCUCAGAGAAGACCAACGGCACGUCGGUGAGAUCCCCAGAACAGUGGGCCCUCGACUGUACCUUCUCCCCUCUGAAGAUGACAGGGGCACUACUCAUGUCCUUGGUCAGCUGCCUCAUUGCCAUCAGUCAGGCCAGCCUCAUCAAUCGCUGUGACUUGGCCAGAGUGCUGCGCAAGGAGGACUUGGAUGGGUUUGAGGGCUACUCCCUGAAUGACUGGCUGUGUCUGGCUUUUGUGGAAAGCAACUUCAACAUAUCAAAGGUAAAUGAAAACGCAGAUGGCAGCUUUGACUAUGGAAUCUUCCAGAUCAACAGCCAUUACUGGUGCAACGAUUACCGGAGUCAUUCGGAAAACAUUUGCCACGAGGACUGUCAAGACCUACUGAGCCCCAAUCUUCUCUCAACCAUCAGCUGUGCAAAAAAGAUUGUGUCUGGAGCAGGGGGGAUGAAGAACUGGGUAGCGUGGAGGUUGCACUGUGCAGGCCGUCCACUCUCCUACUGGAUGACGGGAUGUUUCUUGGGAUGAGACAGGGGGCAAGGCUACUAUGGAGUCAUUCCAGAGCUCCUCUUCUCACUCGGGAAUUCUUCACUUCUUCCUCUUGUCUCCACCUCACGUUAUUUUCUUUCAUUCCCAUUUACAAAUAAAAAUGACCAGAGCUCCAGGAAUAAAUAGUUUUUUCGGGGUUCCUCCUUGUACCCAUCCGGCCUCAGGCAUCUUGUUCCUGACUGUCACUUGCAAACCCAGAGGAGCACAAUGAAGAAAUUGUUAUAUUUUGGGAAUUAUUAAAGCAUUCCUUGUGC